Messenger RNA from Vicia villosa (hairy vetch), 3912 nucleotides. RefSeq lists its product as uncharacterized. The coding region runs from base 839 to 1225 and encodes 128 amino acids. The transcript has 3 exons. The record is from RefSeq and is a predicted model, not a curated record. NCBI's taxonomy places the organism in Eukaryota, Viridiplantae, Streptophyta, Magnoliopsida, Fabales, Fabaceae.
UCUUUAAGAUAUCACUUGUAUGAAACUGCUAUUGUUUUUAAUAAUAUAUAAUUAAUUAAUAAAAUAUAAAAAAAAUAAAACACACGUUCACGUUCCUAUUGUCUUUUAAAAUAUAGUUAUAUACUUAAUAAUUAAUAAAAUAAAAUGAAACUUAGGCGAAUAGUUUUCGUUUUGUCGCACAAAUUUUGGCUACUCACCAAUUUCCCUUCUCCACUUCCACAACUCACUGCUUUCCACAACAAACUAGGGUUUUCAUUUCUAACCCUCAAACGGCGAUUCAGUGAGCCAGAGAGAAUCAAAGAUAAAAUAUGGUGAAAUUCCUCGAGCCAAACAAAGUCGUCAUCGUCCUCCAAGGACGCUACGCAGGAAAGAAGGUCGUCAUCAUCAAGAACUUCGACGAUGGAACUCGUGAAUGUUCUUACGGCCAUGCUUUGGUUGCCGGGAUCAAGAAGUACCCAAACAAGGUUAUAACUCAUGAAUCGCGCGUGAAGGCCUUUGUCAAGCUGGUUAACUAUCAGCAUCUGAUGCCUACCCGUUACACUUUGGAUGUUGAUUUGAAGGAGGUGGUUACCAAUGAUGCGCUUUUGAGUAAUCUUCCGAUAAUCCUAAACCAGACAAGAAGAAGCUCGGAGGAAACACCAUCGACUCACCACUAUCGGCCAUCGAUUCACCACCGUCGGCCAUCGAUUCUCCCUCGUCAGCCAUCAAUUCCAACGAACACCGUGACUUCAUUCUUUCUUAUUUUUUAUUUCUUUUUCAGUUCGAUUCUCAGUACGACAUUCUUGUUGUGUUGUUAUUUGUUGUUGUUGCAGGUUAUGAUUGACUAAUUGAUGGAGAAAUGGGCCGAGUUUGUCGUUCAUGUUGUGCCCACCAAGUAUUCGCUACAGGUGCCUCCGGUAAAGUGGCUUUGUCUGAUCAUUCAUCAAAGGAGAUUUCUACUCUGCAGUCGUUGAAGGAGAUGCCUGCUCCGAAGCUGACGGUGAUGGAGAACACCGUUAAGAUAGUAGAUAUCGGAGAUGGGAGUGAUGGCAAUGCAGGUCGUUCUAAGAAGCCUGCAUGGAACAAACUCGCUAACAGAGUGGUCAUCGAGACUGGUCCUGUCAAGGGUGCUGAAUCCUGGCCUGCUUUGUCUGAAUCCACCAAAGUUUCUGCUAAAUCGAUAGCUGAAUCGGACUCCAAAGAUGCUGUUGCUGAUGGAUCAACUUCCACUUCUCAGAUAAGAUGAUAGCCAUCAUCUGGCUUUAAAUGAUCAGGUGUAGCAUGAAUAGCUUCUCCAAUUGUAGUAAAGUUUUUUGUUCCAUCAAGGCUCACCGUAACAAAUUCUCUGAAUAGAAUUCCUUUGUUUUCAAUUUCUUAUAGAAUCCUUUCGGUUCUUGUACAGUUGGAUGAUUUGUUGCAACUGAAUUUUGUUCUAAGAAGGUGCAGCAGAGAAAUGUCACAACUUUAGCUUUUAUUUAAUUUUAAAAAAAUAGAAAAAGAUUACUUCAAUGCAUAAUAAAGAACAUGAAUUCACGUGAGUUGCAUGUCCAGGGUUUUUUUCAUUAUGGCACAAAAAAGAACAUAAAUGCACGUGAUUGAUUAUCAUGUUGUUAGAUACUGCUCUAAAUAUUUAUUGUUUUUGGUUAAGGAUACUAGUGACAAUUUAAGGACAAGUUAGGUUGACUAGAAUUAGUGAUAUAGCUGUGUUUUGAAGAUGUAUCACGCUCAGCUAUACAUGUCAUGGUUAUGAAAUGAAUGUUCGUGAUAUAUGGUGGAAUAAUAAAAGUUACAUUAUGAAUAGUUUUCAAUGUUCAUUUAUGUGUCCAUAAUAGUACAAUGAUGAAUUUGGAUACAAUUAUUUUCAACUCUAUAUAUGUUAUAUGAAAUUUGUAAACAAUUGAAUUUGGUUUAAAAUGUUAUUUGGUAUUGAUGGAUCUUAAUAUGCACACCAAAAGAAUGAUUUUGUGUACAAAAAAAAAUUAAAAAAUGUACUACAAUAGCGUUUUUUAAAGAGUGCUAUUAAUGAAACAUCCUAUAAUAGCACUUUUAAGAGAAAGCGCUAUCAAACAUGUUCCAUUUAUUAGCACUUUCAUACAUGUGUUAUAUAUUAGCGCUUUGUUUGAAAGUGCUAUCAAACAAGUGUCCUAUAAUAGCGCUUAGUUUGAAAGUGCUAUUAAAAUCAAAUAAAAAAUGCGUAAAAUGGCCACUUCGGUAGCGCUUUAAGAGAAACGCUAUUAAAAACAGGUACUUUAAUAGCGCUUUUAAAGUGCUAUUAAACAAAAAACGUUUACAAUAGCGGCGCGGUUAAUAGCGCUUUUAAGCGCUAUCAAAGACAAAAAAAAAGUGCUAUUAAAUAGCUUAUUUGGCGUAGUGAAAGUAUUAUGUUGCAAAUUCGAUUUCAAUGUUUUAACUUAUGUGAUACAAAAUUUGUUUGAGUCAGAUUAAUACAAAUUCUAACAUGACUUAAAAGAUACAAAGAGGUUUAAAUGGAUAGGUUUAAAUUAUGAUUGAAUCAUACUAAUACAAAUUUUGUUUCACUAGUUUAAAUGAAAUGGAUUGAUUGUUAUAGGUUAAAAUUCUAGUAUAAAUAAAACUCUAGUAUAAAUAAAACUACAUUGCAUCAUUUCAUUCAAGUGAAAAAUAAUUUUAUUAAAUUUUGCAUUAGAGUAACAUUACAUGCCCCAUUUGAUUGAUACAUACUAACAUUUGCAUUUAAAAUAACCUGAAUAUCAAAACAGUGAAACAACAAAGAGUAAAAUCUUCCAAAAUAUCUUCCACUUCAUAGUGUUUUUCAUAUCCACUUCUAGUUCUAACAAUUCUUUCAUUAAUUCCUCAAUUGUAGCAUUUUAUUUUUCAUGAUUAUGGAGGUGCUCCUCAUUUUCGUUUGUUAACUUUUUCAACCUCUAUUUUUCUUGUUCAUAAAGUAAUCAUUUUCAUGUUCCACUUCUUCAUUGAACCAAUCGAAAAAUCCACACUCAGUUUGAGUUGAACCAUGUGUACAUUAAGAAAUAAAAAUAAAAUGUUACAAACCAACUUAUUUUUCUAAGAAUUUUUUAGAAUGAUGAAUGAUUAGGGAUGUUUACCUUCAAGUAUGGACAUCCCCAUAAUUGUUUUCCAUAGUUACUAAAUAUUGUUGCCCUCCAAAGAAAAACAAAGUCUCCCAACGACAACUGGAUCUCCAUUGCAGAUUAGAACUUGAGUACACCUUCGAAUUAAAACUCUCAUAACUCUUCUCUUUUUCUAUGGAAGAAAAAUACCCAUAACUCAGUUUUACCUUGAAUUCAAUAACAUCUUUUACAUAUUUAAGUAGGGCUGGCAAAACGGACCCGACCCGUCAGAAAUAUUCUCUUUGCCCGCAAUUUUUGCAGGACGGACUACGAUUUUAGGCUCGCACUCUCUGAUAUGCCCGCCAUGUCCCACUUUUUUGCGGGUUUUUGCGGGCGUGGGCAUUAAAAUUAAAAUUUACUAUUUUUAGGCUUUAACGGUGCAAUGCUCGCGGGCUCGCCCUGCUCCACAUUCAUUUUUUGUGGGAUGGGGCAAGGCUUUAGGCUUGCACCCUUAACAAAGUCUGUCCUGCUCUGCCCUGCCCUAUUUUUUGUAAACUUUUGCAGAGCAGGCCUAAACGAGGAGGGCACGUCCGUUGGCCACCUAUUCAUUUAAGCUAUGAAGACGACAAAUAUGGAUAUUUAUGCCCUAAUUCGAUUUAGGGUUCAUACAUGAGAAGAAACUUAGUGAAAACUGUGAUGCCACACAUGCAAAAAAGACCUCUGUUGUGGGAAAUAGACAUAUGAUAUAUUUUAAAGAAACUAAGUGAUCAAAUUAAUUUUUUUUAAAUUUAUAGACUAAAAUAAACCACGAAUUAAAGAUAAGGGACAAAAACUUUAUAUAACUCCUAAUGAAUGAAUGUAAUAAACAAGGAAGCAAAUUAUCACC